ACUCGAAUGGAUGAAAAUGAAUCGAUACGUAGUAGUUUCGGGAUUGAAUAUUAGUCACUCCCAUUGUUCAUGAUAUUUUAAUGUAUACAAUGCCAGCUGUAAUAACAACUCAAUUUUUUGGGUUCUAAAAUAAAAUAUUUACAAUAUGGACACAGGUUACCCUUAACGACAUGCCCCAAACUGAUCGUUACCCGUCCUGGGUGGGUUUGAUGUACAUUUUCAACCUCAUCGUUGGGACGGGUGCUCUAACAUUGCCAGCUGCAUUUGUAGGUGCCGGGUGGCUUUUCAGUACAUUUAUGAUAAUUUUCUUAGCAUUCAUCAGUUUUGUUACAGUUACUUUUGUAAUUGAAAGUAUGGCAUGUGCUAAUGCAACUUUACAAUGGAGGAGAAUACAUUCUAAUGAAUUUUAUGAAAAUCGACAACUUCCUGGUGAUUCUGACUCAGAAUUAGAGUAUAGUAACGAAGAGACUGCGAUUCUAAAUAAAGUACCUAGAAGAUUAUCUCUUUAUAAAAUAGAUACCAAAGUUGAAUUAGGAGAGAUAGCUGGCCUCUAUCUCAACAAAUUUGGACACACAUUAUUUUUUUCUUCUCUCUGUAUAUAUUUGUAUGGGGACUUAGCUAUAUAUACAGCCGCAUCAGGCAAAACUUUAAUUAAUCUAAUUUGUAAUAAUGGAAAUGAAACUGAUGAUUACAGUACAGAAUGUUUGAGUAAUUAUAAUUUUAGUAAAGUCAAUAUGUAUAGAUUGUUUGUUACAGGUUUUGCUUUACUCGUAGGCCCUUUUGCCUAUUUUAACGUACAAAAAACUAAAUAUUUGCAGCUAUUUACAAUUUGUAUCAGAUGGUUAGCUUUUUUUAUUAUGGUUACCUUAGCCAGUAUUCGAUUACUCAAGUUGGGACCUCAAGGGCAUCCUGAUUUAAUUAAUUUAAAGGAGAUACCCGCUUUAGCGGGAAGUACUGUGUAUAGUUUUAUGUGCCACCAUUCUUUGCCUAGCCUUGUGGCGCCUAUUUCUAACAAAGAUAAGAUUAUUAGUAAAAUUAGCUAUGAUUUUAUCGCUAUUUGCUGCUUUUAUUUAUUAUUAUCAAUAACAGGUUCAUUUGCUUUUGCUACUUUAAAUGAUCUUUAUUCCUUGAAUUUUAUUUAUACUCAGAAUUCUAAUUACUUUAGUAAAGUAAUUGGAUUCUUCCUAGUGUCUUUUCCGUUAUUUCCAAUGUCCACGAGUUUUCCAAUCAUAGCCAUAACUCUACAAGGCAAUUUGAAAAACUUAAUGUUGAAUACUGCCGCGUAUAGAAACAACGUAGUAUUGAACCGUUUCAUAUUUCCCACGUUAGCGAUAGCUCCUCCUGUAAUUGUCGCCCUUUGUACUCAUAAUAUAAAAUAUUUGGUUGAAAUUACCGGUACUUACGCGGGUGUUAUAGUUCAGUACGUCGUUCCAACAAUUUUAGUUGGUUACGCAAGAAAACAAUGUAUGAAAGAUUUCGGUUUUUCCGUUCAUAAGUUUUCCAGUCCAUUUAAAAACCGGUUUUGGUAUUUUUUCGUGAUUUCGUGGUCAAUUAUUUGUUUAAUAUUUGUGACUGUGGAUUUUAUUAUAAAUAAAUAAUUUAUUUAAUACAA
Diorhabda carinulata is the source of this 1612-nucleotide messenger RNA. Its product is annotated as transmembrane protein 104 homolog. Bases 171 to 1598 code for a protein of 475 amino acids. The transcript has 3 exons. Lineage: Eukaryota; Metazoa; Arthropoda; Insecta; Coleoptera; Chrysomelidae. The record is from RefSeq and is a predicted model, not a curated record.